Molecule: messenger RNA, 5538 nt
Organism: Lates calcarifer (barramundi perch)
Lineage: Eukaryota; Metazoa; Chordata; Actinopteri; Centropomidae
Product: claspin
Biological process (GO): activation of protein kinase activity; mitotic DNA replication checkpoint signaling; mitotic G2 DNA damage checkpoint signaling
Molecular function (GO): anaphase-promoting complex binding
Source: RefSeq, a predicted model, not a curated record
GCGCGCGAAAGAUCAAAAUUUCUAUUCGGUGUGUAUGGAACAGGCGGGAGGAAGAGGAAUAGCCGGGACAAAUCGCUCUCUAAAUGUGCUUUAAAGGUAUAAAAUAGACUUUGCCACGCAGACAUUUAGUUUCAGACGUCUGUUGUGGCUUUCGAGAUUCGCCAAAUCCUUGUCUUCGCUGGUUUCUUUUUAUAAAAGAGCGAAAACCAGCCGGCGGACAAAGAUGAGCCUGGUCCUUUCUCAACAACAGGCUGAGGGGCUCCCAGCUGUGGCCCAAACAGCAGCAGAGAGUGAUUCAGACAGCGGGGUGGGCUCUCCAGCAGAGGAGGUGGUCACAGAGGCAGCCAACAAAAGAGAGGAGCUUCCAGAUUCUGAUGAUGAUGAAGACAUCACAGCUCACAGAAAGCCUCGCCGUAAUGCCAUCAGAGACAGUGACAGUGAGGAGGAGGAGGCAGCAUCAGAGAACAGUGUCCAUAUGGCUGAAGCGCUGGUCUUAUCUGCCUCCAGCGGAGAGGAGAUGGAGACAGGACAGGCAGAAGAGAAGGAUGAAAGAAGAGAGAAAGGGGUGCAGAAGAGCAAGAGAAUAUGCCGUGCACCCAUCGACAGCGAGGACAGUGAACCUGAGCAGGGGAUAUGUGGAGAAAUGGAGGAACAACAGGAUGAGGUGAAGAAGGAUGUGAAAUCAAAGGAACGGAAGAAGAGAGAGAAGAGCCAGAGGCAUCGGGAGAAAAAGGAGAAACGAAGCAAAGCGGUGGAAAAACUGAAGAAGAAAGAGAGGUUCUCUGAAAUGAAUGAGGACACACCUCUCCCUCGGGCUCUGAAUGACAGCGGGUGUCCGCUGGGUGACACAGACCUGUUUGACACUGGUCUGAAUGAUGAUGAAGAGAAGGAGGAAGAGUCUCUGGAAGCCAUCAGAGCUGCAGUCAAACAUAAGAUGAAAAAACAUAAGGACCCUCUUCUGAAUGAAGAGGAAGAAGAUGAUGAUGAAGAGGCACAAAAGAAACCCCAGCGUGUGGAGAGGAAAGCUGCUCGUGCCAGCAAAGAGGCAAUGAAACAGCUCCACAGUGAGUCUCAGAGGCUGGUCAGAGAGUCCACACUUGGUCUGCCCUACCACAUCCCUGAGCCCAAGACCAUUGACCAGUUCUUUAAGAAGAGAGCCAGGCCAGAGGGUCCUGCCAUGGCAUUGUUGAAAUCUACAAAGUAUUCAGCCAAGAUGUUGGAGGCACCAUCAGCUCCUCCUCCACCUCCUGUAAAUCCACCCAGCAAACCCCAACAGCCAUCCACAGAGCAGGACUCCUCUCCUUCUCUGGAUCUCUCCUGCACUCAGAUCCAGGCCUUACCUCAUCCUGCCGCCACCUCGUCCCCACAGAAAGAGAGCCUCAACCAGGCCAGAGAAGCGACUGCGAGCCUGGAUCCCAUCCAGGAAUCUGGCCCAAUGCUCUACCUCUCUGAGAGUCUGCAGGAGUCAGUCACGGCAGAUGGAGUGGAUAAAUCUGCUUCUGGCUCUGGGGAGGAAACCUCCACUGCUCCUUUAGAACAAGGCCGGACAACAGCAAUGUCUGACACUGACGUCCUGCAAAAAGAGCCUGUAUCUGGGGGGUUGGUGGAGCCUGUAGCCGCUCAGUGUGGGAGCGCUGAUUCAGCUGCAGCAGAGCCCUCAAUGCAGCAACACACCAAGCCCAAGAAGGACAAAUUGGCCAGACUGAAGGAGCUUGGACUGGACCCCCCGCCUGUUGCUAAAUUGUGUCCAGAUGACGGAGCCUUUGUUCAGCUCGAGCCUCCACAGCUCAACCCUGGUGUGGUGGCCCUGAAGGAGCGUUACCUCCGUCAUGUCCAGGCUCCCGUAAGGCCCCAAGGAGAGCGAACGAUGCAGCUCAACAUCAUCCGCAAAGACAGCACCCCGUCUGGCAAGGAGGAGUUGCACACUGAGUCGGUCACUGUCACUGUUAAGGAGGGAGCAGAUGAGCCAGCACCCACCAAACCUGGAGAGAAGCUGCUGACCCUGAAGCAGCGUCUGCAGCUCGCCAUGGCCCAGCGGAGAAAGGAGGAGAGAGCUCGCAAGGCCGAGCUGAAUCGCCUUGACAAUGAAGAGUGUGGAGAGGAGGAGGAGGAGGAGGAGGAAGAGCUGACAGAUGAGUCAGAGGAGGAAGAGGGUGUGGACGACUUACUGGGAGGUGAUGAUGGGGAGGAAGAAGAGAAGGAGGAAGAGGAGGCUGAGGGCAGCGUAGCUCAGAGUAUCAGGAGCCCUUCUCCUGUGGCACUGACUGGACCCUCGCCGACUCCUGACCUCGUUAACACAGAUGGUACACUCAUGCUGUUCCCCGGCAACUCCUGCUCUCGCACAGGCGAUGGUGUAAGAAGGUCUGGACCCUCUGGACAGGACAGCAGUAAUAAGAUGGAAGAGGACGACUCUCUGUCCCUCGUGAAGGACAACAGCCACAACAGCAGCUUCGAGCUCGCAGGAUCCAUGAUUACCUCUUACCAGCCCGUCAAUCAUCAGCGCUCCACAGGAAGAGGGGUCUCCAGCUCCUCCAUUUUUCGCUCCCCUUCUCCGUGCCUCUUCAGGCCAAGCUUCCUCGGCUCUGCCUCUAAGAGUUCAGGCAAACUCUCCGAGCCCUCUCUCUGCCUCCCUGUUGAGGACUCCCAAGACCUCUACGCACCUCCGUCUCCAGGUGCCGACUCUGGACCCCUGGGUGGAGCAGCUUCAGGCCCCGGCCUUGGAGGAGACUCUCAAGGUCGCUUCUCCUUGGAGGACGACGCCCAUUCCCAGCUACUCGAUGCAGACGGCUUCCUCAACGUGGGGCCUCGCCCCGGUGCGCCUCGCUCCUCCCACAAGAGACAGUUGAUCCUGGACAGCCUGGAUGAAAAUGCAAUGGAUGCCAACAUGGGGGAGCUGCUGGGGUUGUGCUCAGGUGUUUUUGGGACGGCAGAGAACAGCUCCAGCAGGGGCGCAGGCCUCAGAUCAACACAGGAGGACGAGCUGCUCGGGCUGUGCUCGGGAGCGUUUCCAACAACGCAGGCAGGAGAGGAGCAGACAGAAACAGACAAGAGUAAAGAGGGAGGACAGGAUGAAGAGUCUGACAAUACCAUGGAACAACUGCUGGGGCUGUGCUCAGGAAAAUUUCCUAGUCCAGAUUCUGCUCACAUGACCUCACCAGCUCAAGACAGUAAAGAGAAGGCAGAGGAGGAGCAGCAGGAGGAGGAAGAGGACUGCGAGUUCCGGCUUCUGUCAGAUGUAGAGAGUGAGCAGGAUGAUGAUGAGGACGGUGGAGAAGAAAACGACGAUCAUGAAGAUGGAGAGGAGGAGGAGGCAGAUUCUGGUGAGGAAGGGGACAAUGAUGUAGAGGAGGAAGAGAUGCAGGGUGUGUUUGCGCCUCACCGGGUCAAAAAGAAGAGGAAAAUGCGUUUAGCUGACUACCUGGAGUCAGAGGCCGAGCUGUCGGGCAGUGACAUGGGCAGCGACGACGAGGACGAUGACAGAGGUAGUGAAUAUGAGGAAGAGGAGAUUCUUGAGGAGCUUCCCUCUGAUGAAGAGCUGCAGGACCAGGUCAACAAGAUCCACAUGAAGCAGAUUAUGGAUGAUGACAAGCGUCGUCUGAGGCUCUACCAGGAGCGCUACCUAGCUGAUGGCGACCUGCACUCUGAUGGCCCGGGACGAGCUCGCCGCUUCCGCUGGAAAAACAUUGACGAUGGUUUCAACAUGGACAGGAUGGGAGUAGAGGGUGAGGAGGAGGAGGAAGAUGAAGAUGUCGACCAGGGUGAAGUCCAGAGGAGGAAGGAGAGACUAGAGAGAGAACAGUGGCUCAGAGAACAGUCCGAGCAGAAAGCCAAGAAAGGGGAUGAUUUGGAUGCAGACAACGAGCGGAUUGGAGAGGAAGACAGUCAAUUUAUGAAGCUGGCCAAGAAGCUGACUGCCAAAACUCUGCAGAGAAAAGAGCCUCCUGUGGCACCACAGCCAGAAAAGAAGACGACACCAGCUCUCAAUCCUUUCCAGAGACCCGCACAGCCUUUACAGGUGAGGAGAGGCUCACUACUGAGUCGGCCUCAGUCCGUCCUCCAGAAACUGGCGUCGAUCUCAGAGGGGAAUCCUCUGGCGCCCAGAAACAGCCGCGGAUUCCUGUUUCAAACGCUCUCUCCAGAGAAGGACAACACGACCUCAAACGCUCCUUCGAAAACAGGUGAGUAAGAGAAAUGUUACCACACAAAUGUAGGUAAGUGUAGAAGUGUGGUCCAGCAGAGUGCUUGAAUGGUGGACAAUAACAAACAACACGAGUGGACUGUUCCAUGGUGUAUUUAAGCUGUAAUAACUCACCAAGAGGCUGACUAUAAGUAAAACUCAUCCCCCAGAAGUUGUUAAUUUAAGGACAAAAGUAGACUGUUUUUUGAGCUGCGAUUGACGGAAAAUCGAUCAAUUGAUUAUAGAUAGAUUAGCCAAUGUCUGAUUUAACCACCACCACAAGAGUAAAUCACUUUUCCCGAUUAUGUUUGGUCAUGUCUCUUCUGCAAGAUCUUGAUGUUCUAAAACAAAAACAAAAUACUUUCCAAAGAUCUUGGAGAAGCUGAUCAGUGUGAUAAUCAUGUGAGUGUGGUGGGUGAAUUUAUUUUUUGAUGUAUUCUGCAUUUAUGACACUAGGGGGAGCCAAAGCCCACUGCUCCCAUUAGAUCCUCUUGUGUUGGGAUGGGGAAAAAGUGUGUUGCUUGACAGGUUUUCCAAACAUCCCUCAUUGAAAUUUUAAAGAUAAAACCACAAUUUAUUUGUAUUUUUCUGAGUCAUGCAGGUAGUUCUGCAGCUGUUGAUUUAAAACAACAAAACAAUGAACUCUUUUAUCACUGUAAUACUGCAGCUUCAACACGCAGUGAGUAAUUUUGUCUGUUUUGUUUGUCUGAUUGGGUUUUGUAUAAGAGCUCAAAGACUUUGCAUGUGUUUGAUCCUUAGACGAUGAAGAAGAGGGGGCCGGUGGAGGCUGUGAACCCAGCAGCGAAGCGAGUCUGCAGGGAGAACAAACCUGCUGGCCAGACCAAAGGUCCUCAGAGGAGCAUCUUCAACUUUCUGGACCACUGAGGUCUCAACACACUAAAUGAAUGAUAAUCAUCAGCUGACUGGUAAGGGCCAGAACUUAGGGGCCACGUCCAGUAUUUCCACUGACAAUGAGACUUGAAAAAUGAAGGAGGUGGCAAAGUUAUGGUUGACUGCAGGUCAAGGUGUUUCUCACCAGUAUAGAUGGUCAUGUGUGUGUUUAUGUGUUUACAAUGCCUUAAAAUGGCAAACUAAAGAACACCAGCGAAGCAUGUUUUGAUGUUUCACUUGGUGAACUUCGUCUUACACAGACUUCAUCUCCAUUUUAAAUCCGUUACGCCGUCAGCAGCGCUCAUCUGUCACAGCUUGCUCAACUUAAUUCGGGCUGCUUUGUGUUUGUCCAUUUAAAAUGUUUUAUCAUGUAAAUAGGAUUUGAUUUGUUUUUUUAAUGGAUAGGGAUUAUUUUGUAUGAUGAUUUAAAUGUGUUUGUUUUACAGUGUAAAUAAAAGUGUAUUUUAAGA